Molecule: messenger RNA, 1035 nt
Organism: Enterobius vermicularis (human pinworm)
Lineage: Eukaryota; Metazoa; Nematoda; Chromadorea; Rhabditida; Oxyuridae
Source: the annotation of a GenBank genome assembly
AUGUCAAGUCAAAUUUGUAUUAUUGGUGGUGGUGGAUAUUUUGGACAACAUAUUGCUGAACAGUUACAAAAAAAUGGCCAUCAUACUGUACUGCUUGAUAUAACAUUUACAGAUGUGCCAUUAGUAAAAUUGGAGGAAACUCAAACAACGCGAUACGUAGGCAGUUUUCUGAAUCAAGAUUUGUUGUCUAAAGCACUGCAAAACUGUGAAAGUUGUUAUCACAUUGCAGCUUACGGAGUUCGAGGAGGUGCCUCGUUGAACAAAAAGAAGACAUAUCAGGUAAAUGUUGAGGGAACAAAACUGGUUGUUAAAUACUGCAAAAUUAAUGGCGUUAAACGCUUAAUAUACACCAGCUCUGUAAGUGUUAUCUUCCAAGACAAAGAACUUGUUGAUUCCGACGAAACUGUUCCAUAUCCGCCGUUGUCAAAGUUUUAUUCGCCAUAUAGUGUAACAAAAAUGAUUGCCGAACAAUAUAUACUGGAAAAUGACUGCGACGAUUUUAGAACAUGUGCCCUUCGAUUACGUGGAAUCUAUGGGCCUGGUGAGCCAAAUAUGGUAAAACAGUGCAUUGCGAUGCUGUUAGCCGAUACGGCACUCAGUAAAGGACGUGCUUGUGGUCAGGUAUACAAUAUCGUUGAUGAAGGACCUGUUGGAUCUAUGACAUUUUGGUUGCCGCUUAUUCAAGCAAUUGGAAAACCAUAUCCAAAAAUUCGAAUACCUUAUAUGAUUAUGGUUUAUGCGGCACAUCUUUCCGAAAUUCUUUAUCAUUUGUUUGGUAUUGAACCAAUUUUUACACGACUGGAGGUUAAUUUGAUGGCCAUUACAAAUACCUAUUCAAUUGAGAAAGCUAAAAAUGAUUUGGGUUAUACACCGGUGGCUAAUCACGAUUUAACAAAAGUGGUUAAAUAUUAUCGGCAAACAUGUCAAACAGCUCGACAUCGUUUACCGUCGUUACAGUUACUGAACGGAGGCAGCGUUGUUGUUGCACUGUUUUCUUUUCUAAUAUUUUUAUGGUUUCUUACUCAAUGGUUUUAA